This is a messenger RNA of Paramuricea clavata, 5907 nucleotides long. The record is from the annotation of a GenBank genome assembly. NCBI's taxonomy places the organism in Eukaryota, Metazoa, Cnidaria, Anthozoa, Malacalcyonacea, Plexauridae.
AUUUUACAUUUUCUAGGUAAUGGAAAAGCUAUCUCUUUAUAUGCCCUCUGGAGAAAGUAACUUUGCUAACUGAAUGCAUGGAAGUCCCAAAGAUGCUAUUGUGGAAUUCAUUUGGAUGGCAAGAUAUAUUCAAGACUAUUUUUAUAUUCUCCAUUAUUUGUGACAUGACAGAACUAAAUAAGGCGAGGUAAGAUAUAAUUAUAUACUAUAUAAAUCUAUAUCCAGGCCUGCAUGCUUUUAUAGUAUUAGAGAAAUUUACAUCGUUCUAUAUCUGAAAAAAUCUCUAUAUAAGUUUUGAAAACAUGCCUAUUAUUCGUUACUUUAUGCUAGCUCUAAGGAUGGGCAUGCAGAGUACUCUGCCGAAUUUCUAACCGCAGAGUACGUCACUAAUUUUGACUGAUUAAUCCUUAUACCCUUUCAACUUUGAGCUAAAUGUACAUAGAUUUCGUCUUUCAGUAAACAUUUUCCCAGUAAUCUAUAUGUUUCACAUUUAGUGGAACAAAGGUCACACAAGGCCAAGAAAUGACCAACAACAGUCAAGUAACGAACAACAGUCAAGUAACGAACAACAGUCGAACGGAAAACCAUCAAUCACAAAGUGACAAUACUCUCAGUAGACGCAAACGAACAGCGUCAAAUCACGAAGAUAUCACGGCAUUACUUGAUGAAAUGCUCCACGAAGAUACAUAUGAUAGAAGAAUUAGACCGAAUAUUGGCGGUAAGUUAUUAAAGUAGCUCUCUGCGGUUUCAACAGGAAUACUUUUCUUGCACUUUCAAAUAUUUACAUGAUGGUUGUUUGUCUUCAGGUAAACCUGUUAAAGUGCAAGUUGGUUUAUGGGUGAUAGCUCUGGAUUCUAUUAAUGUCAUAGAUAUGGUAUGAUAUAUAACAUGUAUCUAUAACAAUGAACAUAUAGACAUUCGGAUAACUGUACGAUACGAGAACACUAACUCCAAUGGAUAUCCGUUGGCAGCCCUGCGGAAAGUCGACACCCGGCCACGCAGUAAGGGACGUCCGGUCAUGGCGCGGGGGGUGACCGAAGAGAAAUGUUUUCUUGCUAAACAUUUUGCUGACCCAACCAUUAAAAAGCCAAAAUUUCUCUGUACCCAACCUCAGAUAUCAAUUAGAAAAUAGAUACCCACCCCUCAUGGCCAAAAACUUUACAAAAGAAUAUUUACUCAGUUGUCAGACAUGUCUUUCACAACUUCUGUGACACGAGUUUGAUAACUGCUUGUGUAAUUUUCUGCAGACUAAGGUUUCAUGUUGUCUACACAUGUACUUUCUUUGAAGAGACCGUUUGUCUCCUGACAAAUCGGAAAAUGAUCAGGAUAUUGACUCUGAUUGACCAUGAUGAUACAUUUGUUUUAGCUAACCCCUGAGUUGUUUUGCUUUUAUUCAGCAUCCAACCUUUUACUCACUCAAAAUUGUGUUUACCCAAUUCUUUUCUCUUUGGUGUCACCCCCCGCCAUAAAUAUAAUGACCGGUCCGAGAUAUUUAUAUAGGUAACUCUACCGCUUUCAUGAUUUUCAAUUUUACCUCAAUCUUGACAUAAUGAUCCGAUAUCACGCUCAACCUCAUCCAAUGAUUAUUAAAUAUAUUGUAAAACACUACUUCUCCAUUUUUACAAUUAUGACGUCAUUGGAGCCACUUGGAAACCCCCCUCCCCCCGCGCACAGCCUCUUGGCGACUCUCCAUUCAGGGAUUGAAUGCUACGUUUUCAGCAUAAAUAACACAAACCGAGGCCUUGUCAUUUUCGAUAUCACGCGAAAACCAAAUUAUCCCCCCCCCCUCCAGCCCCCCUUAUCGGCGGCCCUGCCUGUAUGAUGAUUUUUUUCUUCUAUAGGACUUUAAAAUGGAUUUCUUUUUACGUCAACUGUGGGUAGAUCCAAGACUAGCUCACAUGCAGAACAAAACGUUUACAAUAAGUAAUAGAAUAUUAGAAAAAAUAUGGAUACCAGAUACAUAUUUUGUCAACUCGAAAGAAUCAAAAUUUCAUAAAGUCACACUUGAAAAUAAACUUCUGGAAAUUGGCACGGAUGGAGGAGUUCAUUUUAAUUCAAGGUAAGUUUUAGCCUCGUGCCAGGUUCUUUAAAUAAAGUCGUGUUUGACGCAAAUGCUUGUUACUACCCCAGGGUGACAGUCAAGCCAUCGUGUCAUAUGGAUCUGAGGAUGUUUCCAAAUGACGUGCAGAAAUGCAACUUGGAUAUAGAAAGUUGUAAGUAAUUAUAUUGUUUAUACACAAGAUAACGUAAUAUAACAUUUAUGGGAAGUUAGCGUUGAUUGGUCAGGAAGCGUGUUUCUAUAACGGUAUGAAAUUUUCCGUACAUGCUCGAAUGUCUUUCAAAUCCCAAUGUUCUCCUUGUCAUCCAGUCACGAUCCAGUGAUCGGUUGUUCCAUUGUCUUUUCAAUUCAUUGUUUUGAAAGUCCCACUGUUCUCCAUGCCAUCCAGUCAUACUCGAAGUGAAAACAUGUACAAUAUAAUAAUUAUGGCAGGAAGAGAAAUCAGACCGUAAGCCCCACUGACAAUUACUCCCUUCUAGACUGAAAUGAGAAAAAUACUUAGGUUGCAUAGACCAAUUAAUUAUAAAUAUUAUAGUUUGCCUAUUUAAACUAAGAAUAAACGUCGAUGAACGAGAAAUUGAAAUGGUUAAUACGGCUGGUACGACAGAACAUUUUCUUUGUGAUAAGUAGUAGUCCUUGAGUAACUUGGCUAAUGUGGGUUGAGACUUGUUGGCGAACUAUUCCAUAAGUUGAUACAUUUUGGAAAGAAAUAACUUUAGUGUUUGUGUCUUGAUAAUAAAAGAUGACAAAAUUAAAGUCCCGUUCAAAGGCGUCCAACAUCGUCCAACCAUUGGCGAAGCUAGCUAUGGUAACUGGUCAUGCUAUGCUAAGGGACGGACCAUUAGAAAAGUGAUGCGGGGGGGGGGGACUUUCUAAGAGGCAAUAUUUUUUUUUGUACACCUAUAGAAGAAUUUUUUUCCUCACUUGAUGGCUGGAAAUAUUUUUUUAAGUGAAAUUUAUAGGCUUAUCUUCCAAGCUAGGAAAUUUUGUUUUGCACUAUGCCUGGGAAGAUUUUUUCCCCUAAUUUUUUUCUGGGAAUAAUUUUUUUGUUGUUUUUGCCCUACCACUUUUCUAAUGGUCCAUCCCUAAUAAACCUGCGUCUGAAUAGGUUAAAUACAAUACAUUUCUAAAGGUUUGAAUAAUGGAAACUCUAGUGGAACACUGCAAGAUCCACGACUUGUGCGGACCUUCGUACCAUUGAAACUUGCAUGAAAAUGAUGAAAUUAAAUGAGAUAACAUACUAUGCAGAAUUCUGAAGACAACGUCAACGUAGAACAAAAAUGUUAGAAAUUUCUGAGAACUACUUUUAUGUCUUGAAAAAGUUUUUUUAUUAUAUUCUAGAUAGCUACAAUGAAGGAGAAGUGAUUUUAGUUUGGGAAGAAAGAAAAGAUGGUGGAUUAGCAAUUCCAUUACGUAAUUUACCACAACAUAACAUAUCUGAAACCCUCACGAUGCAACUACGCACAGAGUACAUGUCUGGUAAGUUGUUACUGUCGUUUGCACCUAAUGCUGUAGACAGUCACAUAUCAGAACAGUGUCUUUUCUUACAUUAAAUUUCAAUAUUUGUGAGGAGCAUUUUAUUGAAGCUUUCUAUUUGCUUAACAAGGCUGGCCGGUUUGAAAACAUGUUCUGGGCCAUUGACUUUUAAACAUUGACUUUUACGUGAGAGUGCAAAUCAUAAAAACAUGCUUCCUUGAGCUGACUCGUACCCAGUCGUCAACGAUUACAUAUAUUGAAUAGUGGACUGAGAUUGGACUGGGUACAACUCAUAAGAGUCAGUUCUUUGAGCGCACACGAGACAAUGGUACAGCGUCGAGCCCGGCAAUGAGCCUGGAGUUCUGCAAGCUGUGUCCAUUUUGCUAACUUAUCACCCGAUUUUAUUUUGUAGGUAAUUGGAGCGGGAUUCGAGCUGUAAUUACAAUCAAAAGAAAAAUGGGAUAUUUUUUAGUCCAUGUUUAUUCACCCUCAGCACUUAUAGUAGUUUUAUCUUGGAUUUCAUUUUGUAUUCCACUCGAGUCAACGGCUGCAAGAGUUACACUGGGGAUUACUUCAGUUUUGACUACUACGACCAUCCUAAAUAUUCUGAAUAAUUCUAUGCCAAAGGUAAUAUCAUGUUUAAUAUUUCAAAGUUAACAUGUCUAAGCCGCAAUCAGCUAGGGCAUAGUUUGGUGCUUCAAAGAAACCAAUCAGAUCCUUAAUUUCAGGUAUCCAUGCACGAUGCUAUAUGUAGUAACAAGAGUGCGCUGUUCCCAUGAACUUUGUAUAAUACUAUAAUCUAGAUUCUGCUAUUUGGAGGACCAUUUUUUUCUUCUUUAUUCUAAAGGCAGUAUACUACUCUUAAUGAAAACUACAAAUACUAUCACAUUACGUCUCCGCAUUCUUUUUUCUUUCCAAACAUUGUUCAUGGGAAUCAUGGCUCACCAAACUAUGUAUAUUUUGCAUCUUCAUUUUCUUCAGGUUUCGUACGUGAAGGCGAUAGAUUGGUAUCUUAUCUGUUGUUUCCUGUUUGUAUUUGCUGUCCUUGUUGAAUACACGAUAGUGCUCUAUCUUGACAAUAUUGGUCAACGUAAGAGAAAGAAAAAGGAAUUGCAGAAAAAGUUAGAGAUUGAAGAGAAAAAAAAGGUACAUACCACAGCCUUUUGUCUUAAUAGCUUACUCAGAAAGGAUAGUGAAAAGUUGAUAUAAGCAAUGGCCAAUGCAGCAAGAUUAAGUAUAUCGUAUGACCAAUAUUUAUGAUACCCAAUCGCACGUAAUAACAAAACGAGCACAUGGCCACGCAGUCAAAGGUGAUCGUAUUCUUGUGGACAUUUUUCACACAAAGCAACUUUGCACUAAAAACUGUGAGAAAUGAUCUUGUGAUAGGAAGAAGUAAAAUUCAGUCCGUCGAACGCCUAUAUGACGAUUCUGUGUUUAGGGGAACUGACUUUCUCUAGUCAAGUUGUCGUGAUUGGGGAAGGCAACAUGGGGGUUGAAACGUAGUGGUUGGUGCAUGUAGACAAUAAACACACAGGAAAUAUAAUCUAAGGACAGUUCUCCCUCAAGGGAAUGCCCUCUUAUUUUUGCUCCGGAAACUAAUGAAUUGAAUCUGAAAUCAGGGCCGUACGCAGGAUUUUUUCAAUGCAUUCAAAGUCAUAUCAAUUCAGAUGCAUGCAUAUUGCCGCACCAUACAGAAUCAUGUAAUCUGAUUCACAAGAUUAUAAGCGUCAUUUAGCUUAAUACUUUGCCCCUUAAUACUGCUGCCUCUCCCCACAAGUAAAGUUAUAUUUAGUACGCUACUGCCCCCAUGUACGCCCGUGCCUGGAAGAAAAUAGAGAUAGAGCUUAAGCAAAGCGACGUUUUCGCCAACACGGACGUGAGAUUGCUGAGAUUGCAUAAAAACUGUGUUUGUGUCAGUUUGUGGUAAUCUUCAACACAUAUGACAAAACAUAAGAUUUUGCUUCCUUAUACGAACGCUAUGAGGCAAACUGCCGCCAAUUUUUGGGUGACCUCCCUGUUUGACAAAACGUCGUUUGCUUAGCUCACUAUUCUUAAACUGAACGUGUAGUUUGAUACAGGUCUCUACAAAAUCAUUAUUUUAACUACAAUCUUAAUUUCAGAAUGAGGCAAAACGACCGUUUAGUAAUAAUAAUGAACCAAAAAAGAAAUCUACGUAUGCAAAGAUUCGUAAAGAAGGUGACGUAGCCACGUAUGUACACGGUGAUACUAAACCUAAAAAGAAGUUACGGGAUCGCAUUAAAGAAUAUCUUCAUAGAUUGACUGUUCGAGAUAUUGAUGAGUUGUCUAGAAUUUUCUUCCCAUUAACGUUCAUGUUAUUUAAUGCAAUAUAUUGGAUAGCAUUUCUAUCGUAG